AAUGUAUGUAACAAGGCCGCUUUCUCUGUACAGAAACUCGCCGUCGGCGUUGUCUCUGCCGCCGCCGGAGGGUCCUAGUUCGGGGAUUUUGGUGAUCAAAGACGAAGCUGCAGAAUCCAAAUGGCUAUUCGGAAUGCUGAAGGAUGAAACGGUGAGCGUCCCUCCUUUCCCUCAGAACAAGAAGCUGUGGCUUUCAAAUACGAUGGUCGUGGCCACCAACACCUUCGUUGACUACAUAUACGCCCUGUUCAUUCCUGUUCUUGAUCAGCCCCUGUCUUCUAACCAAUACUAUAUCAUCAAAUCCCAAGGAAGUGAAAAAGGGCUAGCAUAUGUAAGUUCAAAGGAUGAAGGGCGGAGCCGAUUGCUCGGCGUUGCUGAUGCACCGCUACAAAAGUUCGACCCAACAAACGCAUACCAAAAAUUCGAAAUCAGUAACGACACGUUCUGUGGGAAACCCAAUGGUUUUGUGUUCAAAUCCGUGGCUUCAGACGGAAUUACUCCAUAUUCCAUGACACGCAAGGGCUGGAGAGCUUACACCAAAACUCUCGACACUUUCCAACCCACCGCCGAAGCGCUCGGCCUUGACGCCGCACUGCGUGCACGCCUCCCUCAGCUCACCUUCUCACUGCCCUGCAGAUCAUCCACCCCUGUUGUUGUAGGGAAGUGGUACUGCCCUUUCAUUUUCGUUCGAGAAUUGGGGGUUGAUUAUCAGAUCAACAACUCUCCCUAUUACGAAAUGACCCUCGAACAGAGCUGGGAGGAGAUUUUUUGGUGUGAGAAUUACAGGGAUGGAGGCAGAGGAGUGGACGUGGAUGUUUCUGUUAAGAAGGAAGUGGUGUCGGUUGAAGGGAAGGCGGUGGGUGAUGUGAGUGUCAGCGACGGCGUUGCGUGGUUGGUUCCGACGAGGGUGGGGCUGAGCUUGGCGGUUGUGGAGAGGAUGAAAUGGGAGGAGCAUAGAGGUGGGUUUGAAUGGGUUGGAGAAGGAGGGGAGAAGGAAGUGAAGAUGCAGAGAAGGGAGGAGUUUGAAGGAGUGGGAAUGUGGAAGAGAUUUGUAUGUUAUGUGUUGGUGGAGAGGUUUGUGCUUAAGAGAAGGGAUGGGAGUUUGGUUCUUACUUGGGAAUUUAGGCACACCCAUCAAAUUACAACCAAAUGGGAGUGAAAAAAAUACCACAUUUUUUCCCUUUAAAAUCAUUCCAACCCGAUUCGAUCCGACCGAACCUAUUUGAA
Molecule: messenger RNA, 1227 nt
Organism: Cucurbita moschata (crookneck pumpkin)
Lineage: Eukaryota; Viridiplantae; Streptophyta; Magnoliopsida; Cucurbitales; Cucurbitaceae
Exons: 2
Coding region: 2-1159 (385 amino acids)
Molecular function (GO): toxin activity
Source: RefSeq, a predicted model, not a curated record